AUGAACACUGAGAACUACAUGGGCUCCACGAGGCGCUGCUGCAAGAACGAUGGGUGCAACCAGGACCCGCUGCCCGCGUUCGUGAGAAACCACACAGAGAAUGGCCUUCGGUGUCCUUCCUGCAUCGCUGCCUUUACGGAAACAUGCACUUCGACUCAGGAAACAGUCUGCGUUGGUGAGGAAACCCACUGUGUCGCCGUGUCUGGCCUCGCACAGCCUGCUAAGGGGCACCUGGAAUUCGGGAGGAGGGCACAUCAAUUAGAAUUCUCUCCACACAACUUUAACAACCUGCUGACCUCUGUUCUCAUAAGCCCCUGA
Messenger RNA from Rangifer tarandus platyrhynchus (Svalbard reindeer), 318 nucleotides. NCBI's taxonomy places the organism in Eukaryota, Metazoa, Chordata, Mammalia, Artiodactyla, Cervidae. The record is from the annotation of a GenBank genome assembly.